CCCCCCCCCCCCACUCGGCUGUUCCCUCCUUCCUUGGGACGCCACCUCCCGGAAUUGCCUUUUUUUGUUGUUUUGGAGCUGGCUUCUCUCUGGCGGCGCAGAGUGGCUGCGAACGCUGGAGAAGAAGGAGGGCUGGGGGCGCAGCCCGCCACCCACCGGCGCCCACCCGCCACCGGCCACCCGCCCACCGGCGGAACCCCGCGGGGUAGAGCAGAGGACCGACGGUCAGACGCCCGGGCGGGCCAUCUGCACUUCGGAGCUGACUCGCCAAACUCCCUGUUGAGUGUUUGUGUAACACGUUCCAGUGGAAAGUGUCGAAUUCUUGCCCUUUCAGAGCCGAUUUCUCGGAGUCACUUGACUUUUCUUCUGACUGUGGGAGGAGGAGAGACUCCCCCUCAGGGGCUGCGGAAGGAAGGGAGGAAGACUGUGGACAUGAACCCUCCCUGCUCACAGGCAUGUGCGGGGAGACCUGGUAGGUCGGUUUCUGACCUGUGGAUAUUGCUUUGAAGAGAGUGAGGCUGACACCAUCUGUGGAUACCGAGGACACCCCCCCCCCCAGGGGCGGAGAGUCCAAGGGCUGUGGCAGGCCUCUGGUUGCUGGUGCAUUCUUGUACACCCUAGCAAGUGUCUCUCUCCAGUUUUGGGCAGGACCCUCUCCUCGUCUUUCUGUCCCACUGACCCAGCCAUGGCACUAAAAGGCCGAGCCCUCUAUGACUUCCGCAGUGAGAACAAAGAGGAGAUCAGCAUCCAGCAGGAUGAGGACCUGGUCAUCUUCAGCGAGACCUCCCUGGAUGGCUGGCUGCAGGGCCAGAACAGCCGCGGUGAGACAGGGCUCUUCCCUGCCUCUUACGUGGAGAUCAUCCGUUCUGGCACGAGUGCCAACCAUGCUGACUACUCUAGCAGCCCUGCAGGCUCUCUGGGCACUGAGGUGAGCUUGUAUGACAGCUCCAGUGUGGCCAACCCUUCCAGGAGUGCUGGGGGCAGUGGCUUCCUCUCAAACCAGGGCAGCUUUGAGGAGGACGAUGAUGAUGACUGGGAUGACUGGGAUGAUGGCUGCACAGUGGUAGAGGAGCCACGGGCUGGUGGGCUGGGCACCAAUGGGCACCCCCCACUCAACCUCUCCUACCCUGGUGCAUACCCCAGCCAACAUAUGGCCUUUCGGCCAAAGCCACCCCUCGAGCGGCAGGACAGCCUGGCAUCUGCCAAGCGAGGCAGCGUGGUGGGGCGCAACCUCAAUCGCUUCUCGUGCUUUGUGCGCUCUGGCGUGGAGGCCUUCAUCCUGGGUGAUGUGCCCAUGAUGGCCAAGAUCGCAGAGACAUACUCCAUUGAAAUGGGCCCUCGAGGCCCCCAGUGGAAGGCCAACCCCCACCCAUUUGCCUGCUCGGUAGAGGACCCCACCAAACAGACCAAAUUCAAGGGCAUCAAAAGCUACAUCUCCUACAAGCUCACACCCACCCACGCCGGCUCACCUGUCUACAGGCGUUACAAACACUUUGACUGGCUCUAUAACCGCCUGUUGCACAAGUUCACUGUCAUCUCGGUGCCCCACUUGCCAGAGAAGCAGGCCACAGGCCGCUUUGAGGAGGACUUCAUUGAGAAACGGAAACGGCGGCUCAUCCUCUGGAUGGACCACAUGACCAGCCACCCUGUGCUAUCCCAGUACGAGGGCUUCCAGCAUUUCCUCAGCUGCCUGGAUGACAAGCAGUGGAAGAUGGGCAAACGCCGGGCUGAGAAGGACGAGAUGGUGGGCGCCAGCUUCCUGCUCACCUUCCAGAUCCCCACGGAGCACCAGGACCUGCAGGAUGUGGAGGACCGGGUGGACACCUUCAAAGCCUUCAGCAAGAAGAUGGACGACAGCGUCCUGCAGCUCAGCACCAUAGCAUCGGAGCUGGUGCGCAAGCAUGUGGGGGGCUUCCGCAAGGAAUUCCAGAAGCUGGGCAAUGCCUUUCAGGCCAUCAGCCAUGCCUUCCAGAUGGAUCCCCCCUUCAGCUCUGAGGCCCUCAACAGCGCCAUUUCUCACACGGGCCGUACCUACGAAGCUGUUGGUGAGAUGUUCGCUGAGCAGCCCAAGAACGACCUCUUCCAGAUGCUCGACACGCUUUCUCUCUACCAGGGCCUGCUCUCCAACUUCCCCGACAUCAUCCACCUGCAGAAAGGUGCCUUUGCCAAAGUGAAGGAGAGCCAACGCAUGAGUGACGAGGGCCGAAUGGCGCAGGACGAGGCAGAUGGCAUUCGCAGGCGCUGCCGCGUGGUAGGCUUCGCCCUUCAGGCUGAGAUGAACCACUUCCACCAGCGCCGCGAGCUCGACUUCAAACACAUGAUGCAGAACUACCUGCGCCAGCAGAUCCUCUUCUACCAGCGGGUGGGCCAGCAGCUGGAGAAGACGCUGCGCAUGUAUGACAACCUCUGACCACGUGUGCCUGGCCCUCUCCCCGCCCCGGGGCCUGGUCACUGCAGUGCACUCUGCCCUCCAGACCUUCCCGAGCCAGUAGUGCCUGGGGGAGGUUGGGGGGGGCUUUGGAAGAGUCAUAGCUAUCCCAGGGGAAGUCCCCCACCCCUUAGAAGUGGGGGCACAGCAGGGGUGAGAACAGGGCCAGGAGCCCUUCCGCCCAAGGCCUGGGCUGCUGGUCAGUCAUUUGAGGCUGGGCCAGGGUCUUAGCCUCCCCUUGAGCCUCUAGCGCUCAAUCCCCUGCCACCACCCCUCAUCCAUUCAGCAAACUCCCAGGCCUUGGCUGAGCAUCCAGGGCUGCAACAUGCCUGCCCUUAGGGAGGGCCCUGGUCGAGGAGGCGGUCAGACACAGAAACAGGCAGGGGCAGUGCAGAAUGACCUGUGGUUGGAGUUCCCGUCGUGGCUCAGUGGUUAACAAAUCCGACUAGGAACCAUGAGGUUGCGGGUUCAAUCCCUGG
Messenger RNA from Phacochoerus africanus (Common warthog), 2907 nucleotides. RefSeq names its product sorting nexin 33 (gene SNX33). The record is from RefSeq and is a predicted model, not a curated record. Gene Ontology annotation, biological process: endocytosis; mitotic cell cycle; mitotic cytokinesis. Gene Ontology annotation, molecular function: protein binding; phosphatidylinositol binding. Gene Ontology annotation, cellular component: plasma membrane; cytoplasmic vesicle. Lineage: Eukaryota; Metazoa; Chordata; Mammalia; Artiodactyla; Suidae. Bases 686 to 2410 code for a protein of 574 amino acids. The transcript has 3 exons.